Messenger RNA from Saccharomyces paradoxus, 2559 nucleotides. RefSeq names its product Dgr2p (gene DGR2). The record is from RefSeq and is a predicted model, not a curated record. Bases 1 to 2559 code for a protein of 852 amino acids. Gene Ontology annotation, molecular function: protein binding. Lineage: Eukaryota; Fungi; Ascomycota; Saccharomycetes; Saccharomycetales; Saccharomycetaceae. The transcript has a single exon.
AUGUUCAAGUCAAAAACAAGCACUUUAAGUUACAAUAAAAUCCUGAACUCCAACGAGGGUGAUCGCAAUGCAGUGCCUGUAAAUCCUGAAGAAACGAGUCAAAUGAAACAUUUGAACAUACCAGGCGACAGGAGCCGACAUUCUUCUAUUGCAGAUUCAAAGAGAAGCUCUACUAGAUAUGAUGGAGGUUACUCUGCGGAUAUAGUUCCUGCUCAGUUAAGGUUUAUUGACAAUAUAGAUUACGGCACAAGGCUGAGAAAAACACUUCACAGAAACUCAGUGGUUUCAAACGGGUACAAUAAUCUCAAUGAGAACGACCGAUGGUAUUUUGAUCUAUUUGAUAGGAAAUAUUUCGAAAACUAUCUCGAGGAACCUGCAUAUAUUAAAAUAUUCAAGAAAAAGGAAGACUUGGAACAAUUUGAUAGAAUGUUCUUGGCUCAAGAGCUAAAAAUCCCCGAUGUAUACAAAAAUGCAACCUAUCAAGGAGAAUCUGCAGUUGCUAAUUCAGAGCUUUUCAAGAAUUCAAUAUGCUGCUGUACAUUCAGUCAUGAUGGUAAGUAUAUGGUUAUUGGUUGUAAAGAUGGCUCUUUGCAUCUCUGGAAAGUCAUAAACUCGCCAGUUAAGAGAUCCGAAAUGGGACGCUCAGAAAAUUCAGUUAGUGCAUCCAGAGCAAACUCGCUAAAAAUCCAAAGACAUCUGGCCAGCAUUAGUUCUCAUAACGGCUCCAUAUCAAGUAAUGAUUUAAAACCAAGCGAGCAGUUUGAAGGAUCUUCGAAACAAUUACAUUUAUACGCGCCCGUUUUCUAUUCUGAUGUUUUCAGGGUUUUUAUGGAGCACGCUUUAGAUAUUUUAGAUGCGAACUGGUCCAAAAAUGGAUUUCUAAUAACAGCUUCAAUGGACAAAACUGCAAAACUAUGGCACCCUGAGAGGAAAUGUUCCUUAAAAACGUUUGUACACCCAGAUUUUGUCACCUCCGCCAUAUUUUUUCCCAACGACGAUCGUUUCAUGAUAACAGGAUGCUUAGAUCACAGGUGUAGAUUAUGGUCCAUACUUGACAAUGAAGUUUCUUAUGCCUUCGAUUGUAAAGAUUUGAUAACAUCCUUAACAUUAUCCCCCCCUGACGGGGAAUAUACAAUUAUUGGUACAUUCAAUGGAUACGUUUAUGUUUUACUGACGCAUGGAUUAAAAUUUGUAUCUUCAUUCCAUGUAGCUGAUAAAAGCACUCAGGGAACCACUAAGAAUAGCUUUCAUCCAUCCUCCGAAUAUGGAAAGGCCCAACACGGGCCUCGGAUUACUGGCUUACAAUGUUUCUUUUCUAAAGUAGACAAAAAUUUGAGAUUAAUAGUUACAACAAAUGAUUCAAAAAUUCAAAUUUUCGAUCUGAAUGAAAAGAGACCUUUAGAAGUUUUCAAAGGAUUCCAGAGUGGUUCCUCACGUCAUAAAGGUCAAUUUUUAAUGAUGAAAAGCCAGCCUAUAGUUUUUACGGGUAGUGAUGAUCAUUGGUUCUACGCCUGGAAAAUGCAAUCUUUUAAUCUAUCAGCAGAAAUGAACUGUGCCACUCCACAUAGGAAGAAAAAGCUGAGUGGAAACAUGAGUUUAAAAGGGCUACUGAGGAUUGUUUCUAAUAAGAGUACGAAUGAUGAAGCUUUGACAGAAACCUCAAACCAAAGCAGCUCACAUACUUUUACCAACUCAUCAAAAAAUGUCCCUCAAGCUCAAACCGUUGGUUCUCAAGCUAUCAAAAACAACCAUUAUAUAUCAUUCCAUGCCCAUAAUACCCCCGUCACAUGUGCUUCCAUUGCGCCUGACGUUGCAAUUAAGAAUCUGUCGCUGUCAAACGAUUUAAUUUUCGAACUGACUUCACAGUAUUUCAAGGAAUUGGGCCAAUAUAAUGCAGAAUCUAGCGAAAAGUGUGAGAGCAAACCCAAUUAUCUUAUUAAAGAAACAGGAGGAUUCAGCUCAAACCUAUCGAACGUCGUGAAUAAUGUUGGAACCAUGCUAAUAACGACAGAUAAUCAAGGUCUGAUCCGUGUUUUCAGGACUGAUAUCUUACCAGAAAUACGAAAGAAAAUAAUAGAAAAGUUCCAUGAGUACAAAUUGUUCCACCUUGAGGCUGCUGGUAAAAUAAACAGCCACAAGGGUGACAACAUAUUAGAAAAUAGAAUGGAAGAAAAAAGUUCUACAGAGGAUAAUGAGUUUAGCACUACACCACCAUCAAAUACACACAACGGUAGGUCAAGCCACGAUUUUUACGAGCAGCAUUCUAAUAAUAGCCCAGUGAUUUCCGGCAUGCCGUCAAGAGCCAGCGCUAUUUUCAAGAAUUCGAUCUUUAAUAAAUCCAAUGGAAGUUUUAUAUCCUUAAAGUCGAGAAGCGAGAGUACGAACUCUACGGUAUUUGGACCGCAUGAUAUUCCAAGAAGUUCCACUACAUGCCCGAAGCUGAAAUGUGACGUCUGCAAUGGAUCUAAUUUUGAAUGUGCUUCAAAAAACCCAAUUGCAGGUGGCGAUAGCGGUUUUACAUGUGCUGACUGUGGUACAGUUCUCAAUAAUUUCAGAUAG